CACUCUUGACUGCAUUCAGAGUACGAGCAACGAAGUCAUCACCUCGCUAUGGAAUUACUGAGGAAUAUCUCUCAACAGCCGACGAAUAGCAACAGGAUGUACGAGCCCAACCAACCCGGGUCCUGUGAACUGCGGAGAAAGAGAACUGAGGACCACGGUCAUGCACCUGCAGAGAUGUCGAAGAUUAUCACGGAUCCUGCCACCGGGAAAUGUUACUGCCGUGGGAAAGUUCUGGGAAAGGGAGGUUUCGCCAAGUGCUAUGAGAUGACCGACCUGUCCACGAGUAAAGUUUAUGCAGCGAAAAUUAUUCCCCACACGCGCGUCUCCAAACCGCACCAACGGGAAAAGAUUGACAGGGAAAUCGAGCUACACAGAGUUCUCCACCAUAAACACAUCGUGCACUUUUACCAUCAUUUCGAGGAUAAAGAUAACAUCUACAUCCUCCUAGAAUACUGCAGUAGAAGAUCUUUGGCACAUAUCCUGAAGGCACGCAAAGUGCUCACAGAGCCGGAAGUGCGAUACUACCUCCGUCAGAUCGUCUCAGGGCUGAAGUACCUGCAUGAACAAGAGAUCCUACACAGAGACCUCAAACUUGGUAACUUCUUUGUGAGUGAGACGAUGGAGCUGAAGGUGGGAGACUUUGGGCUGGCUGCCAAGCUAGAGCCUGCUGGGAACAGGAGGAAGACCAUCUGUGGGACACCCAACUACCUGUCCCCUGAGGUGCUCAACAAGCAGGGCCACGGCUGCGAGUCAGACGUCUGGGCCCUGGGUUGUGUCAUGUACACCAUGCUCCUGGGCAGACCCCCGUUCGAGACCACCAAUCUGAAGGAGACGUACAGGUGUAUCCGGGAGGCGCGUUACUCCCUGCCCUCCUCCCUGUCGCCCCAGGCCAAACAGCUCAUCUCCAGCCUCCUGGCCAAGACCCCGGAGGACAGACCUCACCUGGACCACAUACUGCGCCAUGACUUCUUCUCACAGGGUUUUGUGCCAGAGCGUCUUCCUGCUAGUUGCUGCCACUCCGCUCCAGAGUUCCACGUCUCCAGCCCUGCCAAGAGCUUCUUCAAGAAGGCCGCGGCUGCCCUCUUCGGCGGGAAGAGAGACAAGGUCAAAUACUACGAGACUCUGAAUAAACUCACCAAAGAGGAAGAGGAGAUCUACAAGCUUCGACAUGACCUGAAGAACACGGUUAUCAGCCAGCAGCAGCAGAUCAAACAGAUGACUGAGGAUGGAAGGCCACCGUCACCAUCUGCUGGGAGGCCUGUCGCCCUGGCAACAGAGGGCCUGCCCCCGACGACGCGAGACACCAUCCGGCUUAUUGUCAGGGGCAGUCUGGGUAGCUGCAGCAGCAGUAGCGAAUGUCUAGAGGACAGCACCACUGGCAGUGUGGCUGAGACAAUCACCAGCGUUCUCAGAGGAUGCCUGGAAAACAUGCCCAAAGCGGAUGACAUCCCCAAAGGGACGGAGUGCAGUAAUCUGCAGUGGGUCACUAAGUGGGUGGACUACUCCAACAAGUAUGGCUUUGGCUACCAGCUUUCAGACCACAUAGUGGGCGUUCUGUUCAACAACGGGACACACAUGAGCCUCCUCGCAGACAAGAAGACUGUCCACUACUAUGCUGAGUUGGGUCAGUGCUCUGUGUUCUCCACAUCUGACGUGCCUGAGCACUUCAUAGGUCAGGUGACCGUCCUCAAGUACUUCGCUCACUACAUGGAAGAGAACCUGAUGGAUGGUGGAGACCUAGUGAGCCAGCCAGACACGCACAUGCCCAGACUCUACCUGCUGCAGUGGCUCAAGUCUGACCGUGCCCUCAUGAUGCUCUUCAACGACGGCACGUUUCAGGUCAACUUCUACCACGACCACACCAAGAUCAUCCUGUGCACCCAGAGGGAGGAGUACAUGCUGACAUACAUCAACGAGGAGCGUGUGUCCUCCACCUUCAGACUGAGCUCCCUGCUCACCUCCGGCUGCCCCGCAGACCUGCGCCAACGCAUGGAGUACUCACUCAACAUGCUGCUGCAGCGCUGCAACUGAACCAGGAAGCAGCACCACGCGGGGAACCGUUUAUACAGCCGGACAGACUUCAACAUGCUACUGCAGCACUGAACCAGGAAGCAGUGGCAGGUGGUGGGACAGUGAAUGGGGUCGGACCUGUGUAAAGCAAUGGACUGCUGAUUGGUAACCUUUGCCAAUCUAUCAGCAGAGUUGCAGCUGAAUCUGGAUGGAGAGGCUCUGGAAAGGACAGUGUAUUGAGCACAAUGACUUUGAACAGAAAAGGGCUGAUGUGUAUGUUGAUAAUCGGAGGAUAAGAUGACUGGAUGUUAUGUUAUGAUGAGGAGAUGGAGGUACGAAUGUGAAAACCAUCUGUUUUUGAGGAAGAGUGUGGAAGUGAAGAGGACAGUAACUCUGGGCUGGAACCAGAUAAAACUGUUAUGUUAUUUUUUCUAAUGAAAGUAGAACCAUAAGGGCUGAUGUAUGCUUCAAACUCGAUCCUGGGGCCUCCCCUGGGUGCACGUUUUUUUUUUUUUGUCCUAGCACUACACAGCUCAUUCAAAUAACCAAUUCAUCAUCAAGCUUUGAUUACUUGAAUCAGCUGUGUAAUGCUAGGGCAAAACAACUAAAUGUGGCCCCAGGGGAGGCCCCAGGACCAAGUUUGGGAAACCCUACACUACAGGACUGUAAUGUACACAGCACUUCUGCAGAGGGCGGGGAGGCUAUGUGUGGGGAGAAACACUAGCUAACUUCAAACUGUGAUUCAUUCUCUGUGAGGACAGAUGGACAUAACUGUUUUACUGUGAAGGAGGGGGAGAAUGAUGUUGAUCAUACAAGAAGAGCCAUUACACUGUUAGACAUUGGAAAAAAAGAACUUAUUGUGUACAAAAGUGAAGUAUUUAAUAAAACUUUUUCAUAUAUAUA
Molecule: messenger RNA, 2913 nt
Organism: Oncorhynchus kisutch (coho salmon)
Lineage: Eukaryota; Metazoa; Chordata; Actinopteri; Salmoniformes; Salmonidae
Gene: plk2b
Product: polo-like kinase 2b (Drosophila)
Exons: 13
Coding region: 49-2031 (660 amino acids)
Biological process (GO): protein phosphorylation; mitotic spindle organization
Cellular component (GO): spindle pole; kinetochore; cytoplasm
Molecular function (GO): protein binding; ATP binding; protein serine/threonine kinase activity
Source: RefSeq, a predicted model, not a curated record